This is a messenger RNA of Triplophysa dalaica, 2705 nucleotides long. RefSeq lists its product as uncharacterized. The record is from RefSeq and is a predicted model, not a curated record. The transcript is spliced from 8 exons. The coding region runs from base 347 to 2089 and encodes 580 amino acids. NCBI's taxonomy places the organism in Eukaryota, Metazoa, Chordata, Actinopteri, Cypriniformes, Nemacheilidae.
UAGGGUAUUUCAUUGGUCGAGAGUCUACAGUCACCGUAGACUCUGACCGUAGACUACCAAUCGGAAUGCCGUCAUCGACCGUAGACCACCAAUCAGGGCACGGAGAAGAUGCGCUGCUCCGAUUGGAGACUCUGACUGUAGACUACCAAUCAAGUUGUAGUUCGCGAGUGUAGACUACCAAUCACAGGCCUCAGAUCCUUCAACACAUGUUGUCAAAGAAGAGCGCUAGCAUCUUAUUAACAACUUUAUUUUAUUAUUAUUUAUUUACAACUUUUUGGUUACAUUUCUUUGAUGUGCAUAAUAUUAAGAAGAUUUCAAGCGAAAGUAAGAAAAAGUUCACCUUGAUAUGGCGAGGCCAGUCAUACGUCUUCAAAACCCCACUGCUCCAGAGGGUCGUCAGCAGGCCUUAUUGGUGGCAACAAAUGAGGCCCGUGACUGCAGAAACAGGAGAAUGAGUUUUCCUCUUCCCCCUCCUCAGCUGCUCUGUGAUUCCACUGCACUGGCCCAUGCGGAAAGAGAACUACGUUCUGAAGGGAUAAGAACACCAUCACGACAGCAGUGUCUGGGGAAGAUGGUGCUACCCUUCGGCCAGUAUCUUAACGCACCAUUUCACUGGCUUGUGUCAAAUGAUGUGGGCUACAUGAAGUACUUGAUGGACAAGCACAGAGAAGAACUCUCUAAAAAAGUUGGAAAGGGGCAAGCACAAAAUGAUUGGAUAAAAGACCACCUGGCAGAGUAUGCAGAGAGCUUUCCAGAAGUUUCAAUCGCUCUGGAAGCCAACAUCCACCGAUGUGUUUACGGACAGAAGGGGUUUGAGAGCCAUAGCUUCCAGGAGAUGUGGGAGCUCUACAGCCAGUAUUCUGCACAGAAGGACAGGCCAGAUGAUUUUGGUACGAGUCAGAGGGAAACAAUACAGAAGGCAUACAGCUCUGUUAGCCGCUGGCUAAAUACACCUAUAACACACAUCACCAGUGUGCAGAUGAAGAGAUUUAGAAAAUACAUUUAUGACAAGAAGACUCAAAAGUCAAGCUCUUCAAUCAGUGACCCCUUAUGGCUGGAUGAUACCCACUUGUUGGAGGUGAUCAAAUCUGAGCCAAUGGCUUCCACAGCAUCAUGCGCAGCCUCAGCAUCAUCUGCAGCCCCAGCAGCCUCAGCAUUAUCCAAAGCCUCAGCAUCAUCCACAGCUCCAUUCAAAGCCUCAGCAUCAUCUGCAGCCCCAGCAGCCUCAGCAUUAUCCAAAGCCUCAGCAUCAUCCACAGCCUCAUCCAAAGCCUCAGCAUCAUCCAAAGCCUCAGCAUCAUCCAAAGCCUCAGCAUCAUCCAAAGCCUCAGCAUCAUCCAAAGCCCCAGCAUCAUCCAAAGCCCCAGCAUCAUCCAAAGCCCCAGCAUCAUCCGCAGCCCCAGCAUCAUCCGCAGCCCCAGCAUCAUCCGCAGCCCCAGCAUCAUCCGCAGCCCCAGCUUCAUCUGCAGCCUCAGCUUCAUCUGCAGCCUCACCAUCAUCAGUAGCCUUAGCAUUAUGCACAGGCACAUCCACAUCUUCAAAGGAGUCCUCCUCCACACCUUCAAAGAAGUCCACACCUUCAUCAAAGAAGUCAUCCACAGCCACGGUCCCAGUAGAACCCAGUAGUAACUCCCCUGUCGAGCUGGAGGGCUGGGUGCGACUGUGGGAAAAUCCCAAUGGCAUCCCACCAGCUGAUCUUUCCUGGGUGAAGGAUGACACAGAGCGAGGACUCUUUGGGCCCAUUCAGGUGUACCGUGACAAUGCUGGGGUAUUGAAGAGGCGGCGAGUACUAAAAUCAGACCGCAUGUGGUUUUACCCUCCAGAACCUCCAGGCUACAUCUGUGGUACUGUGCCAACUCCACAUCUCUUCUUUCGGCGUAACGUAUUUGUGUGGCGGCCUGUUGGAGUUUGGAAAUACUCACUGAAGUGUCCUCGAGGAGAAGAAUGUGUGGGUCAAAGUAUGAACGUGUACCUCAACAAAUCAGGCUACCAUACCAAGGUUCGUCACGUGUGUGACGUUUCCGGCUGGUACUUUAUAAUAACAGAGGUCCUGUGCUGCGGAUUCUGCCAUUCUUUGUCAACUCAGUGAGGCUCACCAAGCCAUGUUUCCUGCUAUUCUGACAGACAAGCGUGGUGUGGACAAAAAUGUGGUGCGGCUUUUGAGGGACCGGACCGAAGGGAACACCAUGGUUAAAGUGUGGCGACAAAUUCAGGAGAAUCAUGUUGAGGAGUAUCUCCACAGGAAAGACCUUUACACCACACUCCUCAUGACUCUCCUGAAGCCUGGGGGAAUCGUGUCAGCCUUAGGACACACGUUUGAGGCUCCACCUCCUCAAAGAGAGCUUCCCUCGGCUCGCCUGCUUCGCCAUGCUUUCCUUCUGGCGGAGGCCAGCAACGUACAGGACUACAGGAACCAGAUUCUCUCCACUUUUGGCAAAGUGCUAAAGAUGGACUCCACUAAAAAGGUGGUGAAGAAGCUGUCUGGGGAGGGUAAAGGCACGGCGGAGUGGUUUACCAGCAUAGGCAAUGAGCAUUCGCAGAUUGUCUCAUUUGUUCUUACCUGUGAAGAGUCCACUCGGUGUCUGAAGCCAAUGUGUCAGGGAGUAAUGGACCGCUUCCACCAGGCCAAUCAACCUGUGCCCAACAUCUUGUACAUUGACCGCGGGUGUUGUCGGGCACAAGGCCCGAGCGCUGUGGAGAGCUUA